This is a messenger RNA of Nothobranchius furzeri (turquoise killifish), 3313 nucleotides long. Lineage: Eukaryota; Metazoa; Chordata; Actinopteri; Cyprinodontiformes; Nothobranchiidae. The record is from RefSeq and is a predicted model, not a curated record.
CAGAUAAAGACUCACUGGGAGAACUGCAGCUCAGACCUGCUGUCUCUCACCCAGCCCACAUCUCUGGUCCAGGAUCAACUUCCCUUUGGUUUUAUGACCUGGAAUGACAGUUCUUUCUAACUGAGGCUGCUGUGAUGAGAGCCUCUGUCCUAGGAUCAGCCUGUGCCCUUCUCCUGCUGUUGCGACAGCCUGCAUGCCAGGGGGAUGAGGUCACGGCCAGCACAGUGAACCCAUGCUGUUACUUCCCCUGCCAGCACUGGGGUGUGUGUGUGCGCUAUGGCAGAGACAAAUAUGAGUGCGACUGCACCCACACCGGCUACUAUGGAGAAAACUGCACAAUCCCUGAGGUUUGGACUCGCAUGCGUCAGUUCCUGAGACCCCGUCCAGAUGUGGUCCACCACAUUCUGACCCAUUUCCAGUGGCUCUGGGACAUCAUCAACAACACCUUCUUACGGAACGCCCUCAUGCGCCUUGUGUUAACAGUGAGGUCUAAUUUGAUACCCAGCCCUCCAACCUACAACUCAAAAUACGGCUACCUCAGCUGGGAAUCCUACUCCAAUCUCAGCUACUACACUCGUCUCCUGCCCCCGGUGCCUGAGGACUGCCCCACUCCCCUUGGGAUCAAAGGGAUUAAUGGGCUGCCUGACCCUGAUGUGCUGGUUGAGAGGCUCCUGAAAAGACGGACAUUCAGACCCGACCCACAGGGAUCCAACCUCAUGUUUGCCUUCUUUGCUCAGCACUUUACCCAUCAGUUCUUCAAAACCUACAAUCGAAUGGGACUGGGUUUCACGAAGGCCCUUGGACAUGGGGUGGAUGCAGGUCACAUUUAUGGAGACAACCUGGAACGUCAACUAGAUCUGAGGCUUUUGAAAGAUGGAAAACUGAAAUAUCAGGUUAUUGAUGGAGAGAUGUACCCCCCCUCUGUGGUUGAUGCACCCGUCAGGAUGAGCUACCCUCCAGACGUCCCUGUCCAGAACCAGAUGGCCAUUGGUCAGGAGGUGUUCGGACUCCUUCCAGGAUUGGGAAUGUAUGCUACGCUGUGGCUCAGGGAGCACAACCGGGUCUGUGAAAUCCUGAAAUCAGAACACCCCACUUGGGACGACGAGCAGCUUUUCCAGACCACUCGCCUCAUCAUCAUCGGGGAGACCAUACGAAUCGUGAUUGAGGAGUAUGUGCAGCACCUGAGCGGCUACCUGCUGCAGCUGAAGUUCGACCCAACCUUGCUGUUUCACUCUCACUUCCAGUAUGGGAACCGCAUUGCACUGGAGUUCAGCCAGCUCUACCACUGGCACUCUCUGAUGCCCGACACCUUCCACAUAAACGGAGACGAGCUGUCUUACAAGCAGUUCCUCUUCAACACGUCCAUUCUCACACACUACGGCGUGGAGAAGCUGGUGGAGGCCUUCUCCCGCCAGCCUGCUGGCCAGAUUGGUGGAGGCCACAACAUCAACUUUCUAGUGACCAAAGUAGCUGCAGGAACGAUAAAGGAGUCACGCGAGCUUCGGAUCCAGCCUUUCAACGAGUACAGGAAACGUUUCAACCUUGAGCCCUACACGUCGUUUAGAGAGUUUGCUGAUAACGAGGAAAUAGCCAACACACUCGAAGAGCUCUACGGUGACAUUGGCGCCCUUGAAUUUUACCCCGGACUACUUUUAGAGAAAACGCGGCCAGGGGCCAUAUUUGGAGAAAGCAUGGUGGAAAUGGGUGCCCCAUUUUCUCUUAAAGGCCUCUUGGGUAAUCCCAUAUGUUCUCCAGAUUACUGGAAGCCCAGCACCUUUGGAGGCAAAGUCGGCUUCGAUAUUGUAAACUCUGCCACCCUGAAGAAGCUGGUCUGCCUGAACACCAGGACAUGCCCUUAUGUAGCAUUCAGAGUUCCAACAGAGGACUCAUUAAGGAAGAAUGGUGAGAAGGUUCAUCCUGAUGAACUAGUUUUAUCUCUGAAGAAUGAAACACUGUCCAAGUUCACACUGUCUAGUAAUAAAGGUUGGCGAAUUGCUGUCAUGACAACUCUGGAUGACAAGUUGUUGGGUGAGAAGCUGCAGUACUACUACAGCAGCAGUGAGGAUGAAGGCAGUGACGAUGAAGAAGAGGGAGGCAGGAGCACCAUCCGUGAUGCCAGCGCCAACGAGCCUGAGAUCGACUACAGUGCAGACGGGAGUUCUGUCAACACUGGACCGAAGGGCGUGAUCAACGACUGGAGGAAGUACAAGCAGCUGGAGGUGGAGCAGAAACAAGAGCAGAAAAAUGAGAUGGAAAGACUGAUAAAGAAGCUGUCGAUGAGCUGUCGCUCUGACAUCGAUCUGCAAAAAGACCAAGAGAAGCAGAAGGAGCUGCAGGACAAAAUCAAAGGGAAAAUGACCAUGCUGGAGUACAACAUGCUCCAGGAAGACAAGGACGAUGAAGACUUCCUCCAGCAUUACCGUAUGCAGCGCAUCGAGGAGAUGCGUCGCCAGCUCUGCCGCGGGAAGCGCUUCCAGCAGGUCUUUGAGCUCGGCAGUGGAGAGGAGUUCCUGGAAGCUUUGGACAAAGAGGACAAGAGCACGCUGAUCAUGAUCCACAUCUACGAGCCGGACAUCCCGGGCUGCGAGGCCAUGAGAGGCAGCCUGAUGUGUCUGGCGCAGGAAUACCCCCUGGUAAAGUUCUGCUGCGUACGAAGCUUGGCCAUCAGCACCAGCACGCUGUUCAGAGAGAGUGCUCUGCCCGCGCUGCUCGUUUACAAAGGAGGAGACCUAAUCGGGAACUUUGUGAGAGUCACGGACCAGCUCGGAGAAGAUUUCUUCGCUGUGGACCUGGAGGCGCUGCUGCAAGAGUACGGCAUGCUGCCUGAAAAGACCCCUGGUGUCCCAAAGACGGUUCGGAAUGGAGCCAUCAUUCAGAGCACUGUGGGUGAUGAGGACUCAGACCUGGAUAUAGACUAAAACAUGUCUAGCAUGCAUUGGUUGACUCACACUCACACACACACGGCGUGUGGACUGUAAAUAUUUAUUUGUGAGCACCCCCCUUGUAGUGAUUGAAGCCUGUCUCACACAACAACCUAACUAUUACUAAAGCAGAAUGACACAAACACCAGAUCGUUCCUUUAUAAACAUGAGUUACAUUUAUUCAUAAACAAUGUUUCAUGUUACACACACACAGAAUCCUGUCAGCUCUUUAUUUAUGUUGUCAUGAAACAUUCCUUAACUUUGUGUCAUCUCUGCUGUUUUACCCACUUUUCACUCUUCUGAAUUUAAAACCUUCAGCCUUUUAGUUUGUUUCGUAACUUUUAUAUGUGCCGUCAGAUUUCCACUAGUGAAUAAACUGUAACCUGUUUAGA